Labrus bergylta (ballan wrasse) is the source of this 2135-nucleotide messenger RNA. It is a transcript of the gene ldlrap1b, whose product is annotated as low density lipoprotein receptor adaptor protein 1b. The record is from RefSeq and is a predicted model, not a curated record. NCBI's taxonomy places the organism in Eukaryota, Metazoa, Chordata, Actinopteri, Labriformes, Labridae.
AGGGGGACGAACAUGUUAAUCCACCGUCGAUUGAAAACUAACCAUAGGGAGGAGAGAGAAAGAACAGCUGAAGAAAGUUUCGACGAGAGAGGGCUGUUUUAAACCGGGAGAAGUGUUUACAUAGAAACGCUGUCGGGCUCUUUGCCCCACUUUUGGAUUACGACAUGGACGCUUUGAAAUCCGCUGGAAGGGCAAUCAUACGAAGCCCCAGCAUCGCCAAACAAUCGUGGGGCUCGGGACGACACAGAAAGCUUCCAGAGAACUGGACAGACACCAGGGAGACCCUUCUGGAGGGCAUGGUGUUCCAGCUCAAGUACCUUGGGGUGACGAUGGUUGAGCAGCCCAAAGGAGAGGAGCUGUCUGCGGCAGCUGUAAAGAGGAUAGUGGCCACGGCAAAAGCAAGUGGGAAAAAACUCCAAAAAGUCACACUAACAGUUUCUCCACGGGGAAUCAUUCUUUAUGACAGUGCCUCCAACCAGCUGAUAGAAAAUAUCUCCAUUUACAGAAUAUCAUAUUGUACAGCGGACAAGAUGCAUGACAAAGUGUUUGCCUACAUUGUCCAAAGCCAACACAAUGAGACCCUGGAGUGCCAUGCCUUCCUCUGUACGAAGAGAAAAAUGGCCCAGGCAGUAACCCUGACAGUGGCUCAGGCUUUCAGAGUGGCAUUUGAAUUCUGGCAGGCUGCUAAGGAAGACAAAGAGAAGCGGGUGAAGUCCAGCUCAGAGGGAGAAGGUACUGGCAACUCUCAGUCAGACAGUUCUACCAGCCUGGGAAGCCUAAAGGGAAGCGAGGUAGCCACGGGAACACUUCUGGAUUUGGCAGAGGGAGCCAAUGUCGCACUGUCUAACUCAGGAACACAACAGAGUGAAUCAGAUCCUUUUAUGGUGCAUAAUCACUCAACAGAGAACAACAAUACUGUAUGGGAGUUGGAGGACGGCCUGGACGAAGCUUUCUCAAGACUCGCUGAGUCUCGCACUAACCCCCAGGUCCUGGACAUUGGGGUAAACCCUCUGGAUUUCAACACUGAAGAGUGCCUGUCCCCAGGCAAAUGGGACCAAGACGAAGCCGACUUUGCUGCACAUAAAGAAGACACUUUGGGGUUUUAAUGUGAAGCCACUGCCAAGAAGGAAAAUCAGGGAAAAAUCAGGAGAAAUGGUGGUAAAACAUGAGUGGAAACUGAAGUUACAAAACAGAAACUUGUGACAUCAGUAGGAUUUCCCACCUAUUCCGGGCUGCCAAGUCCUCAGAGUGGGGCGGACUAGAGGGUGUUUGAUGCUUCUGCAUCUACAUGACCAGAGAAGGACAAUACGAGCAGGGUGCUAACAGAACAGGCCAAAGCAAUACAAACCAAUUUAUCCCUGAAAAAUGCAGUCAUUUAAUGUUUGUUACAGUCAGUGUAUUACUACCUUUGUUUGUCAGUUUACCAAUUUGUAAUUUGUACCUGUUUGUAGUUUGUUUGCGGUAUGGUUUGGGUGCGUGUUGAUGUGAAUGUACAGUAUAAAUGUACAAAUGAGAAAUGUGAGUUUAUUAUGGAACAGUUGAGUCAUUAAGGUAAAGGUCUGUAAGGAUGCUGUCACAUAUUUGAUUUACAGAGAUGAAGACAGGUUACUGGAUCAGAGGGAAACUCGCUGGUGAAGGCAACCAAUAAACCAGUUCCAGUAUUUAGCAAAAUAAUGUUACUAUCUAUCAGCUUCAAGGAUUCAGCCUUUUGUUGGCUACACAAGCUUUAAUAAUAAUGUGUAUGUGUUGGUCACAGAGUGAUUGUGUGGGAAAGUGGAUGAUAAUAAAAUGACAAUCUUAAUUUUUUUAAUAAUGCAAAAUCUAUUUUUGCACCAAGCCUUCAUCCGUUUAAAAGCACACAUUUCAUGUAAGGGAAAUGAAUUUGCAGUAAGCGUUAUUACGAAAGCAGACAAAUUAUUCAGGCUUUUAUACAGUACCCCUCAAGUCAAACGGGAUGAUUGUGCUCAUUGGGCACUUUGCCACUGUAAGUUUGUUAAUAUUGUUUACAACAUUAACUUUGCUAGGUAACUAGAUUUUCCAUGAAUGGUUCCCAGUGUUAUUUUUGGCAUCUUUUUAUGUAUGAAUUUAAUUUAAAUCAUUAAUUACACAAAUUUUAAUAAAAGUCCAAAAGCUUG